Molecule: messenger RNA, 2376 nt
Organism: Coniophora puteana RWD-64-598 SS2
Lineage: Eukaryota; Fungi; Basidiomycota; Agaricomycetes; Boletales; Coniophoraceae
Exons: 4
Coding region: 1-2376 (791 amino acids)
Source: RefSeq, a predicted model, not a curated record
AUGGUCGAAACCUCUGGCGAAACAGCGGUUCCAGGAUCCAGCUCGGUUGUCAGUACGGAUGCCGUCAACGGAGUGCCUAGCCAGUCUACAGCAACGGAACUUCAAGAGGAUGCAGCUGCGUCUUUACGAGCGGCCGCCCUGUUAUCUCGCAAGCGUCGUAAAAUAGUCCCCGAGAAGCCCCCAGCCCCGGCAGCCCGACCUCACAUUGAGCCCAGUUUCCAGCUGGACUAUGGCCAGGAAGACGUCGGCUCGCAACCCCAGUUCACUUCAAUCCUUACGCACUCCCCGCCGCCAGAGAACAAACCGUCGCCUCUCCCAAAGGCUGCUUCACCUGUUUCUGACAUCGAAGAUGGCCAGAUCCGUGAGGAAGGCGAGAUCAGCGACGAGGAACCGCCACCUCCUGCUCCUCCUCCACCCGUGCGGAAAUCUCUCUCUCCAAGAAGAAAUCUGCGACGGUCUCCGUCAGCUGGGCUCCCUGCCAGACAUCGUUCCCAUCGCCCCUCCAUAUCCAUCAAGCGUGAACAUACGCCACCGUCGUUGUCCGAGCUCUUUCCACCUCAGACGCAAUCACCAGUUUACUCAUCAACUCAUGCAAAUUCUGUCUUCACCCUGGAAACCCCCGAUUAUAAGUUAGAUGCUGACCAUGUCAGGCCUGGUUUACCUAUGACUCAGGAGCAAUUUGACACUGCAAAGGAUGCCGUGCUCGAUUUAUUGGGCUGGGGUGUCUCGCCAGAAUAUCUGCUGUACUGUGGCUUGAGCCGGCAGCUCAUCUUCUAUGUUUUCAAUGAACUCAACUUGCGACUUCCCGAUGCUUUUGACGACACUGGUCUUAUACACUAUCCGACGGCCGAGAUGGCUUCGUUGAUACCUAUCUCUCCCUCGAUUGCACUGCGCCGCUUGUCACUGAAUUUACCACCGCCGUUUACUAGCCCUGCUGAAGACGGCUACAGAGGCAUGCCUUCGACAUCUCGUGCUCAUGACGACUACCCUAUCUCUAACGGUGAUGGCUUCGUGUCGCCCGCUUCGCAUGAGACGUCUACCCAAGACGCGGAGAACCUGCACGUCAUCGAAUUUCAACGCAAACAAGAGCUGAUGGCGCGGAAGGCAGCCAUCGCCUCCCGUAAACGCAAAGUUUCGGACGCUCUGUCGCGCACUGUCAGCAACGAGGACGUUGAUAUGAUACCUCCAGUGGCCAAUGAAACUGUCGACGACUUCCUCAAGAGUAUUGAGCCUCCCGUACUCGGUGACCCUACUGUAGCUGAUCUAAUACCCACUGGUGAUGUGCCGUCUGACCUUAUGGAGGUCGACAAAGUCCCUCCGGGUCUGAUGUCUUUCACUCCUUCAGAGCAACAAUCGCUCCUGCCAUCAUAUCAAUCUCCGGUUGAUACCACUCCUCAAAGCUUCACUCCAACAGAACCUGAGCUCAUUCGAGAACCAAGUCCGCCCGCUGUCCUCCCUUCUAAGCUCAGUCGCUCCAAAGAAGUAUCGGCUUCCAUCCCUAUUGUACAAGACGCGAACGGCGCCUAUCUUGCUCGCCGGGGUACGAAGCGGCCUGUAGCUGCUGACUUUGUGGAUGCAGACAGUCUUCGCCCUCCACCAUCUAGUUUCGGACAAUCGAAUGGCAACCACCCCACUUCACCUUCUAUACCGCGUAAAACUUCCAGUUUCGCGGGCAUAAGCGGGAUGAGGCGUUGUAUUAUCCAAUUAAGCGAUAGCGAGGACGAUGGCAGCGAUGCAGAGGAUUUUAUCGGUCAGGCUGAUAGUCGAUCAUUCUCGCCUGGCCUUGGGUCCGCAUUUGGACGUCAGCCCCCUUCUCGAGGACCUAUGGCGGCAGCUUUCGCAAAUGGCGGAAGUCGACCUGCAUCGGGUGGUGCUGGUAAUGCACUGGCUGGGUCGGUACUGUUAGAGAAGGAGGAAGAAAUCAAGAGGAUGCGGCAGAUGAUUGCCGACAUGGAGCAGACUCGGCUGAGGAAGUUAGCUGCAAUGACUGGCAAGACAACACCUAAUUCAAGUCCUACACUGGCUCAAGCGACUGCAGACGGAGACAAGCAGCCUGCAUCCUCUAUAGGAUUCACCGCAUCGGACACACCUGCGGAGUCUGCAGAGGACGCUGUUACAUUCUCCGGUGCUUCGGUAUCGCACCCACCUUCUUCGCUGCAGACCCAUGGUUCUAGCGUUGAAGCGAAGGAGGAGGAGCCCGUUUCAUCAGAAAUAGAACAUGAUGCUCCCAUCGAUAUGCCGGCGCCCGACAAUCAGGCGAGCGAGUCCACCCCUGUAGAGGCACGCUCAGAAGCCAGAGACUCAGAGCACAGCGGCUCAGGAACACCAACUAUCGGUUCUCUCCCUCCAUCUCUCGUCCGGACGACUUCCGGCUGA